GUCAGCACCCCAAGUUUCCUCUCUCUCUAUAUCGGGACCGAACCCGAAACACAAACGCAGCAGAAGAAAAGAGAGAGAGAGAGACGUAGUGACAUAGAGGAGAGAAGUAGAAGCUUUUGGUUUCUGUGAUAGAGCUCGUGGAAGAUCAGUCUCCUACAAUGUCUGUGGAGAAGAGCCUGAAGGCGGCUGCGAUUCCCGAUGAGGAAGGCGGAGAAAAAGACCAACGAGGCGACCGAUUUGGUCCAGAACCUGAAGAGAAGGAAGAAGAGGAUCUACAAGAGAAGAAAGACGAAGAAGAAGUGAAACGCGACGAGGCGGAUGAGGAAGAAGUAGUGGAAGACGAAGACGAAGAAGAAGAAGAUAAAGAAGAUGCAGAGGAGGAAGAAGAUUCUAAGGAUAAAAGUCCAUCAGGAGACAAGUCAGAAUUUGUGGAAAUUGAUCUAGGAGAAAUCCGUAAAGACGUCCAGUGUCCCAUUUGCUUAGGAAUCAUAAAGAAAACAAGGACUGUGAUGGAAUGUCUGCAUCGGUUCUGUAGAGAAUGUAUUGAUAAGUCAAUGAGAUUGGGGAACAAGGAAUGUCCCGCUUGCAGGAAACGUUGUGCAAGCCGUCGUUCUCUUAGAGACGACCCCACUUUUGAUGCUCUUAUUGCAGCUCUAUUCUCAAAUAUUGAUACCUAUGAGGAAGAGGAAUUCGCUUUUCAUGAAGAUGACAAGGCUCGUAACAAGCAGAUUCAAGCAUCUAUAGCUGAAGUAUCGCAGAGACAAUCAGAGGCUCUUGUGAAAAGAAAAUCUUUUGGUAAAGAGGCAUCGGUUUCAACGAGACCACAGCGUAGAAGGAGAAGGAACUGCAGAAACAUGGAACAGAACACAGUAGAAGAAGCCAAUGAAGAUGAUAAUAAUGAUGACAACAACGGGAAAGAUUCGUCUUCAGAAGAGCGUGGUGCAGAAGUCCGGCUGAGACAAAGAAGGAAACGGUCUACAAGUCGUUCAACACUGAACCCUUCUUCUUCGGGUGCAAACAACAACAAUGGUAACUGCGCAGAGAACGACGUAGAUGUGAAUCUUCGAGACAACAACAGCAAAGGGAUAUCUCCGGGGCUUGUGUGGAACCCGGAGAUACUUGCUUGGGGAAGAGGGGGUACAAGGAGUCACACAAGGCAUGGGAAUAAUGCAACAGGAGGUAGUAGUAAGAGUGUGAGGAAUGCUCGCGUGAAUAGACUUGUGGAGUGUCUACGCAGCAGCGUCGAUGGCAACAGUAUUGAGGAUAUUCAUCUCAAGCUUGUCUCAGUGGACACAAACUGUGUACCAGAGUUACCUCAGCCAUAUCUCUGUUGCCGACCCACUUUGCUUGUUAAACAGCUCCGUGAAUUUGUGGCACUUCAGAUACAUCUGAAGACUGAAGAGGUGGAAUUGUUGGUAACAAGAGGAUUAGGAGGAGGAGGAGAUAAGGCAAUAGAGAAUCUUUCUGUAGUGGCUUCAGAUUCAGCUUCAGCAUCCAAAGAAGAGAUGCAAAGUCUGGAAGACAAUGAAACAUUGUCAAGGCUCAAAGUUGAACAACAUUUGGUAGCGUCACCAUUAAUAAUCAUAGCUUACCGGCAGAAGCAAACCGAGUGAAAGAAACUUGGAGCCUAAUGGACGUGCUGCUGCUGCAAACAACAACGUAUAUAUAAAGAUGGAUCAGGGGCUUGUUUAUCUGUUUGCUAGAUAUAUAUCUCAGUUGUUGUUUUUGGUUUAAGUAGUUAAAUUCUAUGGAAUUUUACAUUUGUGACAAUCUUUUUUUUUUUGCUUACUCAUUGUAGACGUUACUUAGUAUUUUGUGACAGUUUCAGGUAAAGUACAUUACUUAUCUUAUUAAAUUUAUUUAUAUUUUUAUACCCA
This is a messenger RNA of Brassica napus (rape), 1877 nucleotides long. Its product is annotated as putative E3 ubiquitin-protein ligase RING1a. Lineage: Eukaryota; Viridiplantae; Streptophyta; Magnoliopsida; Brassicales; Brassicaceae. The coding region runs from base 159 to 1613 and encodes 484 amino acids. The transcript is spliced from 9 exons. The record is from RefSeq and is a predicted model, not a curated record.